AUGGUCGUUACAAAAGCCACCACUUUACCUUCUUCUACCCAUACAGAAAACACCACUGACACCACAAUGGACUUUGUGAAGGAUCUCGACAAUCGGUUAUUAUUCGCUGUUCCCAAAAAGGGCCGUCUUUAUGAGGAAUGCCUUCAGCUUCUUCACGGUUCAGACAUUCACUUCAAUCGCAAAUCGCGUCAAGACAUUGCUCUCAGCACCAAUCUUCCCGUCGCCCUCAUCUUUCUUCCCGCCGCUGAUAUUCCCAAAUACGUUGCAGAAGGCAAUGUCGACCUUGGCAUCACGGGUCAGGAUAUGGUGGUAGAAAACGAAGUCGAGGACAAGGUCACUGAAAAGAUGAAGCUUGGAUUCGGCAAGUGCCGUCUUUGUGUCCAAGUCCCCAUCAAGGGCGAAUAUCAAUCCCUCGAUUCAUUGGUCGGCAAGCGUAUUGUUACUAGCUUUGAUGGAUAUGCACGCAAGAUUUUUGAACCCCUCGAUCAGGCUACCGGCAAGUCUACCACUAUCAGCUACGUCUCUGGAUCCGUUGAAGCUGCAUGCGCUCUUGGCCUUGCAGAUGGCAUUAAAUCGGGUGAGACAAUGCGUGCAGCUGGUCUACACGAUAUUCACACUUUGAUGUCCACUGAAUCGGUGCUCCUUGCCAACCAAAAGUCUCAACACAAGGACCUUAUUGAAAAGAUCACUUCACGUAUCCGUGGUGUUAUCGCCGCCAAAAGAUUCGUCUUGUGUACUUACAACAUUGAACGUUCAAAGUUGUCGACUGCUGCCGCCAUCACCCCUGGUCGUCAAGGCCCUACCAUUUCCUCUUUGGAGUCGCAUGAAGGCUGGGUUGCCGUGUCCGCUAUGAUUGAGACUAAGCAAAAGGGCGAGAUUAUGGAUAAGCUGACCGAGGUGGGCGCAACCGAUAUCCUGGUGACGGCAUUCACAAGUUGUCGCGUUUAG
This is a messenger RNA of Lichtheimia ornata, 948 nucleotides long. Its product is annotated as ATP phosphoribosyltransferase. The record is from RefSeq and is a predicted model, not a curated record. The transcript is spliced from 2 exons. Lineage: Eukaryota; Fungi; Mucoromycota; Mucoromycetes; Mucorales; Lichtheimiaceae. The coding region runs from base 1 to 948 and encodes 315 amino acids. Gene Ontology annotation, biological process: L-histidine biosynthetic process. Gene Ontology annotation, molecular function: ATP phosphoribosyltransferase activity; magnesium ion binding. Gene Ontology annotation, cellular component: cytoplasm.